AUGGAAGGCGUAGAAGUGCAGCCGCACAUUCAACUCCGCCGGGGCCAGGUGCAGCCGGUGGUGCUGACGAUGGGGGAUCCGAAGCGGGUGGACGAAGUGGCGGCUCUGUGCGACAGCGCGGAGCCGCUGGCCUUCAACCGCGAGUUCAAAUCUGCAAAUGUGGUCAAAGACGGACAAAAGUUCACAGUAAUAUCUCACGGAAUUGGUUGUUGCAGUUCGAUGAUCUGUUUCGAGGAGCUGAUCAAGCUGGGCGCGAAGGUGAUCAUCCGCGCGGGCACCUGCGGCAGCAUGAAGCCCGACAGGGUCAAAAGAGGAGAUAUUUGCGUCCCUUUUGCUGCAGCAAGAGAUAAUGAUGUUUGCGACUUGUACAUCCCCCCGAGAAUGCCUGCGGUGGCGACUCCGCGGGUGUUCCAGAGCCUCCUGGAAAGUGGAAAGCAGCUCGGAAUUGGCCUCUCCCAGGGCAUCGCGCUGACCAAUGGUCUCUUCUACGGCCACGGCAAAGAACACCUCCAAAACUUGACCACUUGGAGCAAAUUUACAGACAUAAUUGACUGCGAAUUCCAAUCUCUUUUCCUCGUGGGCAUUGGCCGCGGAAUCGAAACCGGCGGCAUUGCCACGGUCGACGGAUCACCCCUUCAGUGGGACCAGGCCAAUUAUGACCCUUCGGGAAACGCCGUUGCGGAAGGCAAGAAGAAGAUGCUGACAGUUGCAAUUCACACUUGCGCGAAGUUGACGCGGGAGUUCAGCGGCCACUGA
Molecule: messenger RNA, 756 nt
Organism: Eimeria necatrix
Lineage: Eukaryota; Apicomplexa; Conoidasida; Eucoccidiorida; Eimeriidae
Product: purine nucleoside phosphorylase, putative
Exons: 3
Coding region: 1-756 (251 amino acids)
Biological process (GO): uridine catabolic process
Cellular component (GO): cytosol
Molecular function (GO): uridine phosphorylase activity
Source: RefSeq, a predicted model, not a curated record